ACAUACGUACACAUUUAUGCCCCUGACCCCUCUCUGUCUUGUCCUCUUUUCUCUCUCCCUCUUCCCAUCUCUGCUGCAUCUGAAAAAUCUUUCUUUUUUCAUGGAAACUCCAAUCGGCACUGGAAACUGAAACGGGUUUCAAAUUCUUUUCUCUUUUCUCUUCCAUUUGCUUCAGUUACUGUGGUGGGAGGCUCCGUUUGCCCGUCCCUUUUUCUUCUAUCAUCUUCCCAUUUUCGUCUCCUCUCUCAAAAAAUUAAUUUUUUUUUCUUCCCUCCCUCCCUCUCUCUCUAUCUCUCUCUCUCUCUCUCCCUCUCCCCCCUUUCCCGGCAAGAGCCAAGCUUUUGCGGUUGAAAACUGAGCAACCCAGGAGGAGGAAUCGACCUCUGGUGCCCAGUUGCGGGUUAGAUUCAAUUCUAGCCAUUAACAGUGCCUGAAGAAUUUUGGUAAAGAAGGGAUUGAGGCACCAUGGUGCUAUGAAGUUUGAGUGUCGCCAACUUUGCGGUUUCUCCACCUAUGUGGGAUCUGCAGAGACUCGCAAACUUUACAGGACCCGUGGGCUUGGGUGGGGUUCAUGUGCAGGGCCAAAAAAGCGAUUGAGGCUAAGAGUGCCAUCUUGAGGAGAAAUUAUGAGGUCUGCCUUCUGAGUGAGAUGCGGCAUGAAAAACUUGCAGAGAUCGGAGACCCACAUCAGCGGAUAGUUAUCAGUAAAUACUUGUAUCGUUGGCUGUAAAAUUCGGACUCUAUUUCGGGACUACACACCUGUUUUGUUGACGUGUUUGAACACGGGUAUCGAUAUGGGGAGCUAUGCGUACAUCAGUCUGAUUCAACAUGAUAUCUGGUUAAGUGGGACAACAUAUGGCAAUUGCAGAACCUUGUUUCUUUAGGACGUGUGUUUAUUGUGUUACACAAGUUCUGAAGCAUAGGUUUGUAGUAGGACUUAUCUUAUUCUAGGACAUUAUGUGGAUACCUUACGUUAAGAGAGUGAAGAAGAGGGUGAUAUGCUAAACCAUGAGAAAGAAAUCAGAGAAGCUGAAGCAGAAACACCAGAUAUGGAUUUAACCCAGCAGGAACUUGUGGUCCAAAGACAUUGAGAAUUAAACGUGUCAAAUGCUGGCACAAGCAGCUGCACCUGGCGCUCAAUGCUGCCUAUGAAACACGUUCAGUGAAGAUGAUUCAUGCUUUGAGUUGGUCUCAGCAUUGUAAGAACAUGAUAAGAACUUGAUAAUGAAAGAGGGAAAGCUGAUUCUAUGAGCAGUUCCACAAUUAGAAGGUUAGGUGCUGCAUGUUGGAUAUUGUUGUAGUAGUUAUCUCAGGUGAGCAAUGCUGAUUAGAAGCUUCCUUCCUAUGCCAAUUGAAGGAUUCCUACAUAAUAUACCCGAUCCCGGAGUUUUUCAUAUGUGUCCAAAAUGCGAUGAAGAUCCUCCUGGUGGAUGCAGCAAGGCUGUUUCAGUCAUGGAGGAGAAGAGAAAGCCUAAUGGUUCGUGCUCGCUCAGUAAUUUGAAAAGCACAGACGAGUCAUCUCUCAGCACAGUCUCUGAAACUGGUUUUCCUAAUUUUGUGUACAAGAGGAAGAACCGGCGUGGUGGGCCUGAGAAUGUUGCCCUUGAUAAGGCACCGGUGGACGUGAGAAGAAUUGGUGAUUGUUAUUCCACCAUUUCUUUUAAUGCUUCUCUUGGAGAAAAGGAAGCUGGUGGGGCACCUAUUUUGACUUCUCUAGAUUUGGAUGCAAAACCCACAAGUGGUUGGGCUGGCACACAAGAACAUGGGCCCGAUGAAAAGCCAAUUCGAGCCUACAAGAUCAUCGACGUGGACAGCUUAAAUGACAGCUGCUCAUCGAGAUCCAAUGCGGAUCCUGUCUCGGUUCCAUUGAAGGCCGCGACUGAAGAGACCGGUGAAUGCUCCUCUUCUAGUGUGAUUGCUAUAGAGGCUCAAGAAGAUAGUCCAUUGAGUGAAAGGGACAUCUGUAUAUCAAUUCUUCAGAGUGAGGGUUUGCUCGAGAGAGCGAAAUCUUCAUCCUCUAGUGCUUCCAAAGAUGGGAAUGAGAUAAGUACGACUAAGAGCUGCAGGGCCAGUUUUCCUGAUUGCAAAGCCUGUGGCCGCUCCGAGUCUGCCAGGAAGAUGCUAAUUUGUGAUUUCUGUGAUGACGCCUUUCAUCUCUCUUGCUGCGAUUCGCGAAUGAGGAAUUUUCGAGAUAAUGAUGAAUGGUUCUGUACUUCUUGCCGAUCAAAGAAGCAGAUUCUCGUGAGACAGACAGGUAACAUAAUGAGAUUGACAAAGAUAGGCGCUGAGGUGGAUACAUCAAGAAUCACACCUGCUGUGGAGGAAUCAAGUCUAAUAUCUUUUUUGUUGAGAGAUACAGGGCCCUACCAAACUAGUGUUAGGGUCGGGAAAGGUUUUCAGGCAAAUGUUCCUAAUUGGACAGGUCCAGUUGAGGGGGAUGAAGUGUUCGGGGAACCAGAAGAAGUGGGUACUUUGGUGUACAGUAAUUUUCAUGUUUGCGAUGCUAAUAAACCUCCAACACUCUGCACUAUCGGCAAUUGGCUACAAUGCAAGCAGGUCAUGGACGACAGAGGAGAAACUAUAUGUGGAAAGUGGCGCAGGGCACCGCUCUGUGAAGUUCAAACUGAUGACUGGGAAUGCUUCUGUGCUGUUUUCUGGGAUCCAAGUCAUGCUGAUUGUGCAGUACCUCAGGAGUUGGACACAGAGCAAAUUCUGAAGCAACUAAAGUACGUAGAAAUGCUAAGGCCCCGACUUGCCUCUAAACGGCGAAAAUUUGUUCGGCCCCAAUCCGGUGGUUCACAACAUUAAUAGGAAGAACUUCAGCAGACACAUAGAGGGGAAAAAGAGGAAAAGAAAAUAUUAUACAGAUGCAAAAAGAGGGUCUCUGACCCUACUAAAGUAUAUCAAUACAAUUGCAGGGUUGUCAUCCCAAUACAUCACAUUUAGUCGGGCUUUUGUUUUUGAUCGUCCUGUGAGUUACAAACCCUGCUUGUCCAUAGUCUGUACCUUAUCGGGCCGGUGGGUCAUUUUGCCUUAGCUACACAGAUAUCAAGCCACCAAUACUGACUUACUGAUAUUCGAUUGUAAUGGCAGUUUUGAGUGUAAAUAUUCGAGCUUUUUUCUCAUGUCAAUUUUAUACAUAUCGCAGUUGGAGACA
This is a messenger RNA of Punica granatum (pomegranate), 3157 nucleotides long. NCBI's taxonomy places the organism in Eukaryota, Viridiplantae, Streptophyta, Magnoliopsida, Myrtales, Lythraceae. The record is from RefSeq and is a predicted model, not a curated record.